This is a messenger RNA of Podarcis lilfordi (Lilford's wall lizard), 37136 nucleotides long. The record is from the annotation of a GenBank genome assembly. Lineage: Eukaryota; Metazoa; Chordata; Lepidosauria; Squamata; Lacertidae.
AGCUCACGAAGAGGAGGUGGCGGUCCAUCAGGGCCCCGUCGCCGGGCGCCCGCUUCCCGCCUCCGCCUCUCCCUCGGCGCCGCUUCCGCUUCCCGAGGAGGAGCCACAGGCCUCGGCCGCCGCACGCCGCCCUCCUUCCGCUGGCGGCCGGCAAGAGAGGCCCUUUGGACGGCGAGGCCUCAGCCUCCGGGAGCCGCCAUGGCCAGCUUCACCAAGGCCGCGCAGGUACCAAGAGGGAGCCCCGGCCUUCCCCUCGGGCUGCUGGAUCCCGGGGCCGGGCUGGCUGCGCGCCUUAAUCCGGAGUGAAUCCGCAUUCUUUAAGGGGGGGAGGGGGUUGCCCUUAAUGUAUUGCAAAAGGUCUGGAGGGACUCGGCGCGCUGCAAAUGUGUCUUCCGUUUUAAAUCGGGCAGCUGGGGCGUAAAGGGAUCUGUAACCGUUGCUGAAAUGUGUUGAUGUUGUAGUUAAGAAUAAAGUCACAUGGUUAUUAUUAUUGCUAUUCACUGAAUUGUUAUAUUGUACCACCCUUCCUCCUGAGAUUACAGCGUUAAUAAUGAUGAUGAGGAUGCUUAGAGCAGAAUAGGCGAUGCAAAAUAUAUCCCAUAUUGGAACGCAAGGUUUUUAUUUGGUACCAGAUAUGUCAGAUAAUCCAUGAACGUUACCAAAUAAACUCAUAUAUAUUUAGUGGGAACGUGUGAUUGCUCGGUUGUAUAAAUCGCAAGUCCAAGCUCUAUAGGUAAAACCAUGUUCUGCCUCCAGCAUUGAGGUCGGGGUGUCAUAUAACAGUGUCUCCCCAUUUCCUUCUGGGUGUAAAAAUGCAAUGCUUAUUGGUUUCCUUCUCUUUACGUAAAAGUAGGCUUUCAGGGGCACCUCCUUGCGUAGACUCCGCAGAAAAGUGACCAGGAAAGGACAAGGGACUUGUUCCUUCUCUUGCCAAGAUGGUUAUGUGCUGCCCUCCACUGUCGGAGGCAGUAUGCUGGGGAGUCACAAGUUGGGUCCUGCUUGCGGACUUCCUGUAGGCUGGGCGUUGUGACCCUCCAGAUUUUUUUGCUGGACUACAACUACCAUGACCAUUGACUAUGCUGGCUGGGAUGUUGAAUUAUGCGGGAUCCGCAAAAAUCUGGAGAGCCACAGCUUUAAAGGGAAAUUACCUCUGAGUCUUGUUAUGCACAUUUGCAUGUGGCAACUGGUGUGUGACACACACACACACACACCCCCGCUUAACCCAUUAAUUGAGGGUUAUGUUAGGAACUCUAAUUAUGGCAUAUACCACAUGCAUUAAUGUGCUACAGAACUUCAUUUUUAUUAUAAUGUUGUUCCUUACAUUUUGAAUUUGUUCUGAAUGUCAACUUCUGAAUGACUUUUUAAAAUAUGGCUUCAGCCUGAUGCAUGCUUACUUUGAACUGAUUCCCACUGACUAUAAGCGGACUUACUCCCAAGUAGGUGUGUGCGGUCUAUGCAGAGUUAGGUACACUUAAGCCAAUUAUUUUCAGUUAUGUUGGUGCACCUAUACUGCAUAGGAUUGAGGUAAAAAAAAAACAAACCUGGAGAAAUUAUGGCAUGGAUGCCACUGUUGGCUUCCAACUACAGUGUUGGAAUCUCUCAUUGUUGACCAUCUUCUGUGUCCCAGGGCAGCAAAAAUGUCUCUUUAGGCACGUUGGUGUUACAUUUUAUUUUAAUGCAACCGGUCCUAAUUGACAAACCACAGUUCUUAAUGUCAUAUGGAUCAAGGAAUGUGUGCUGUGGAUGGCUCACUGAGAUGAGCACAUAUAUUUUUGUUUACUAGGAAUAAUAAUAUUUCUAUAUGUUAACCACGACCCAUUAUUCCUUUAAAGCAAUGGGCCACAUUUGCUCGAGCCUGGUAUCUUAUAGAUGCGAAGAUGCAACCGCCAGGAAAAAUUGCAGCCAUCACUGCCAUCAGACUUCAGGGGAAGCAUAAGCCUGUGUACCAUGCACUAAGUGAGUUCUGCUUGGGAGUCAAAUGUUUGCUAUAUCAGCACUGAUUUGUUUUUAUUGUUUAAAGCAGGGGGUCAACAAUCUUUUUGGGCCAAUGAACACAUUUUCAGGCUGGAGGAAUUGUGGGCACCACAAACACUGUCACCUGUUCUGUUGGAUACAAUAGAAUUCUUUCAAGCCUAAUUUCAGAGGGAGGGCAAAGAGUGGACUCUGAGGGCAUCAGAGGGGGUCUAGUGAUCCAGUGGGCACCACAUUGACAAACCCCAGUUUAAAGCUGGCAUGGAAUGAAUUGAGUUUUGCAUUACCCUUUUGUUGUUGUUGAACUGGAGUCCUCUCAGUUAGCAGUCUACAUGUAAAUUUUCAAAAUAAGUACAUUGCAUGACAUCUCCUUACUAUUAAAGGUAAAGGGACCCCUGACCAUUAGGUCCAGUCGUGGCCGACUCUGGGGUUGCAGCACUCAUCUCGCUUUAUUGGCCGAGGGAGCCGGCGUACAGCUUCCAGGUCAUGUGGGCCAGCAUGACUAAGCCGCUUCUGGCAAACCAGAGCAGCGCACGGAAACGCCGUUUACCUUCCCACUGGAGCGGUACCUAUUUAUCUACUUGCACUUUGACAUGCUUUUGAACUGCUAGGUGGGCAGGAGCAGGGACUGAGCAACGGGAGCUCACCCCAUCAUGGGGAUUCAAACCGCCGACCUUCUGAUCGGCAAGCCCUAGGCUCUGUGGUUUAACCCACAGCACCACCCGCGUCCCCUCCUUACUAUUAAGGCAUAAUUAAUCUGUGUUGAAUGAUCCCGGGUAUGCCUUCUUUCUUAAAUACUUUCCUGAAUCUUAUGAAGGCCCAUCUAAUUCAGCAUGCUUUGCAAGAAUCCCAGCCAUUUAUCUGUGAAAUACACUCAUUUUGAUAUAGGAUAACCAGUUGCUUCUGAUCAGAAUAUAUUUUGCAUGUAGUAGAUUUAAGAAUAGAUGCAGAGCAAAUGCAGAAUUACUCUCAUGUUCUCUUCUUUAAAAAAAGUUGACAUGCUGCUGCUGCUGCUACUGAAACCUAAACCAAAUGCACGCUUCACAAAUUGAGUAGCUUGCUGACUGCACAUUGCACACCCCUCUGUAGCUAAUGAGGGCAUGAUUUAUAAGGAGCUUUGCCAGUACAGUGGUACCUCCGUUUACAGUGGUACCCCGCAAGACGAACGCCUCGCAAGACGGAAAACCCGCUAGACGAAAGGGUUUUCCGUUUUGGAGGCGCUUCGCAAACGCAAUUUCCUAUGGGCUUGCUUCGCAAGACGACAGCCCAUAGGGAAAUCUCAGGGACAGCGGGGAAGCGCAGCGCGUCUUCCCCACUGUCCUCGGACCUCCUCCGAAGCCUGGCGGCGGGGCGGGGACACCUCCUCCCGCCGCCGCCGGGCUUCGGAAGGCUCCUCCGAAGCCGGGCGGGGCGAGGGAACACCUGCCGCCGCCGCCCGGCUCGGAACGGUGCUCCGGGCCGGGCGGGGGAGGGAACACCUGCCGCCGCCGCCCGGCUCGGAACGGUGCUCCGAGCCGGGCGGGGAGGGAACACCUCCGCCGCCGCCCGGCUUCGGAACGGUGCUCCGAAGCCGGGCGGGGGGGAGGGAAGACCUCCCGCCGCCGCCCGGCUUCGGAACGGUGCUCCGAAGCCGGGCGGGGGGGAGGGAAGACCUUCUGAAGGCGGGCGGGGGGCGAAAGUCUUUGCUCCCCCCUGCCUGCCUGUCCCGGAGGGCUUUUGAAGGCGGGGAGCAAGACUCGCCCCCGCCCGCCUUCAGAAGAGGUCCAGGACCUCUUCUGAAGGCUGGCGGGGGCAAAGUCUUUGUCCCCCUGCCUGCCUUCCCAGGGGCUUUAAAUUGCCCCGGACAGCGGAGAAGUCCUCCGCUGUCCCGGGUGAUUUUAAAUGCCGCCCGCCAGCAUUUUAAGAUCGCCGGACAGCGGAGAAGUCCUCCGCUGUCCCGGGGUUUUAAAAUGCUGGGGGUGGGAAGAAAAGCCCUUGCCCCCCCCCAGCCUUCAGAAGAGGUCCGGGGACAGACUGUCCCCGGACCUGGUCUGAAGGCGGUUUCCCUAGGAACGCAUUAAUUGAUUUUCAAUGCAUUCCUAUGGGAAACCGUGCAUCGCAAGACGAAAAACUCGCAAGACGAAGAGACUUGCGGAACGAAUUAAUUUCGUCUUGCGAGGCACCACUGUACGAACUUAAUUUGUUUUGGAGGUCCAUUCUUAAGCCGAAAGCAUUCUUAAACCAAGGCGCGCUUUCCCUAAUGAGGCCUCCCGCCGCUGGUGCUUUUCCAUCGUUCGGCUUCCGGGGCAAAGUUUGCUAGCCAGAACACCUAUUUCCAGUUUUGUGGAGUGAAUGCGUUGCCCGAAUUCUUAGAUCGAGGUACCACUGUAAUGGAUGCCAUGAAAACUAAUGCUUUUGAUGCGUGUUACCUCAACAUUGCACAGGAUCAUAAAUAGUUCCUUGAUAUGGGUUCAGUUCGCACAUAAUGCUAAGCCAAAUCAUGCUUAGCAUGAGCACACAAGUUUGCAGGCUCCUGAAGAGGAGGUAAUCACUAUUGUGCUCCUCCUCAGGUCCUGUUGCUGCUGCUGCACUGCUGUGAACUAAGCUAUGGCUUGACUUAGUGUCUUGCCCUUGUUUACAGUUUAUGGUUUGUCCGGAGGAAAUUGUGCUAUACACCUGGAGUAGUUUGGUGGCUGAUGAUCCUGUUAACUGAAAACCUUUUUCUUUUCUUUUUUAGGUGACCUUGGAGAUCAUGUUGUCAUAAUAAACACAAGGCACAUUGCUUUUUCCGGCAACAAAUGGGAGCAGAAGGUGUAUUCAUCACAUACUGGGUAAGCUUUCAACAUCUUAAGGAUUAAAAACAUGGAACAAAUCAGUACUGUUGGUAAAAUACGGAUAUACUGUAAAUGGCUUUGAAUGUUGUUACUGAUAGAAAGUCGGAAAAGAGAAGCUUUGUAUUUUUAGCAUAAGGUAUGCUAAUAUUUAUUGGAAAUGCUUGUGCAACUCCCAUAGUAAAGGGAGGGUUUUUUUUAGCAAAUAGCCCAGUGACAGGGUGGUCUAUAUUUUUGCUCACUACAGCAAAUGUGCUGCCAUCCUUUAGCAACCAUUCUAAGUCUGAACCUUCCUUCUAACCUUGGAGUUGCAGAAGGGGAUGGAGACAAUUGCCUCUCCAGCUCCAAAGCGCAGAAGCAGGCAAGGGGAUGUUUGGCCUCUCCAGCAUGCCCCGCCUUCCUUUCCAGCUCCAAACGUGGAGCUCUCAUAACAUAACAUACAAAUUAUUAAUAUUAUUCUUAUCUGCCCUUCACCAGCAAGUCCCAGGACAGCAUACAGUCAUUUAAAAUUCAAUAUGGAAAACAAAAUUUAAAAAUUCCUUCCAGUAGCACCUUAGAGACCAACUAAGUUUGUUAUUGGUAUGAGCUUUCGUGUGCACUGAAGAAGUGUGCAUGCGCACCAAAGCUCAUACCAAUAACAAACGUAGUUGGUCUCUAAGGUGCUACUGGAAGGAUUUUUUUUUAUUUUCUUUUGACUACGGCAGACCAACACGGCUACCUACCUGUAACUAGAAAUAUGGAAAACAGUUAACACAAAUCAGUCACGUGAACAUGGCUGGUUCUGAAAAUAUCAAUGAAACGACGAGAUGAUAUGAAUCAACAUCAGUAAAAUACUUAUAAAACCAUAAACAAUGCAAUUCACUAGCGAGCGAGCUUACACUGAGCAUAUGCAUGUUUUUAUUUGCAAGAUGGCAAUCUUUGCUAUCGUUCUCUUAUUUAGAUACGCUUCUGAAUUUCCUUGUCAUUUUGUAUUAUAGAUACCCUGGUGGCUUCAAACAGGUGACGGCAGCUCAGCUUCAUCUAAGGGACCCAACCGCAGUAAGUGAGCACGUUCUCUCGUCCUGCCUCUCUAAAUGACUUCCCUUUGCAAUGUUCUGCCUUCAUUUCAAGUGGACCAUAUUGCAGGCAGAGUGCCACAGUGGCAUGUGCUCUCAUCUCGGGGCUAAAGGUAAAGGUGAAGGGACCCCUCACCAUUAGGUCCAGUCGUGGCCGACUCUGGUGUUGCGGCACUCAUCUCGCUUUAUUGGCCAAGGGAGCCGGCGUACAGCUUCCGGGUCAUGUGGCCAGCAUGACUAAGCUGCUUCUGGUGAACCAGAUCAGCACACAGAAACACCGUUUACCUUCCCACCGGAGCGGUACCUAUUUAUCUACUUUGAGGUGCUUUUGAACUGCUAGGUUGGCAGGAGCAGUGACCGAGCAAUGGGAGCUCACCCCGUCACGGGGAUUUGAACCGUCGACCAUACUGAUCGGCAAGUCCUAGGCUCUGUGGUUUAACCCACAGCGCCUCAUUUGCCUCCCACAUGAAGCAGUGGCCAGGUCCUAGCAUUGAGAGCCUUCCCAUGCAAUCAUUAAGAGACUGUCACAUCUUUGCAGUUGAAGGGGCUUGCUGCAUGAGAUUAGAAUGAUAAAACGGUGGUGUCUCUCCUGGACAUAACAGUUGGUGGGUAACCAUGCACACCAUGAUCAGCUCUCUUUUUUUGCAGGGGUGGGGAGUGACAUUAUGAGGCUAGAUUAUAUGGGACUAAGAGGGUGGUUAAUUACAUUGCAGGCACUAUACAGCAAGUGCCCACAGUGCAAUGCAAUUCAAAAUGCCAUGUGUCCUGGUCCUCAUUUUACAGCUCUCAGUCUCUACACCAAACUUCUUAUCAUCAACAUUUCAUCAUUUUUAAUUGUAUACCGCCUUUCUAUCAUACAAUACUCAAGGCGGUUUACAAGCUGAAGAAACAAAAAAUGUACGUCUUAUAACAAUCUAAUGCAAUACAAAAAUGUGAUAAUAAAACAUAACUUUAAAAUAGGCAGUCUGCAUCAAAAAAGUAACAUUCAACAAUCAUAUAGAAUAGUAUAAAACAAUAAUAUCAACAUAUAAAAGUUAAAUAGAAAUCCACUCAACAGUUACAAUAAUAUCUAAACUAUAAUCAAUAAAACAACAGCAAGCCACAGUACAUAAAACAAUACAAUACACAUUGAGAAGCAGAGGGUAGAGCAAGGCAGGUGGAAGGAGGCCUUGCCUGAUGGAGUCUCUCCCCUCACCUUAACUUUCUGUUCUCUCCCAUGUGGCCGCUCUCGACGUUUCUGUACCGCCAAAAUUCAUUUCCAAGCUUUCUGCCAUGCUGUUCCCUGUGGCUGAAUAGCUUCUCUAUCUCUUGUCAAACUGCCUUCCCUCCUCUUGUUAUUCAGAUUCUGUGGCGAUAGCCAAAUUAUUUUGAAGAGAAAUUUCAUAGUCAUCUUAAUAAAUAAUAAAAAACCUUAAAUCCGGCUUUUUAAAUCCUUGAUAUUUAUCACACUUGUUAGGGGCCAUGUUUUGUCCAUGUUCUUUGGGGUACUUGGUGUAUUGAGUCUGAGUGAUUUGUGUAGGGUUUACUCCUGAGCCUUCCCCCCCCCCUCCCAUGGAUAUUCCGCAUGGUAGUGGAGGUUUAGAAUCAGAGUUUUCUUCUCCCAGAUGAGCUAACUGGUAGUUGUCGUACUUUUCCGUCUGUAAGACGCCCCCAUGGAUAAGAUGCCCCCUAUUUUUGGGGACUCAAAAUUCAGAAAAUGGGGGGACAUUACACAGGGUUGUUGAGCUUUUUUGGGGGGUGUUGCUGUAAAUCGCUCACCCGCACGCGUCACAAAAUCCGCCUCCCGUCUGUCCCCUCGCCGGCAGAAGCUGCCGAUCACCCGCCCAAUUGCUGCAGCGUCAGCCAGUCAGCACCACCCAUCGAUACAGCAACCAAUCACAUGCACAAUAGCCACUAACAGAUGCAGCAGCAACCAAUCAAACGUCCACCCUAUUCACUACCCAUGUAUAAAAAGGUAAAGGUAAAGGGACCCCGACCAUUAGGUCGAGUUGUGGCCGACUCUGGGGUUGCAAUGCUCAUCUUGCUUUAUUGGCCGAGGGAGCCGGCGUACAGCUUCCGGGUCAUGUGGCCAGCAUGACUAAGCUGCUUCUGGUGAACCAGAGCAGCGCACGGAAACGCCAUAUACCUUCCCGCCAGAGCAGUACCUAUUUAUCUACUUGCACUUGAUGUGCUUUGGAACUGCUAGGUUGGCAGGAGCAGGGACCGAGCAACAGGAGCUCACCCCGUUAUGGGGAUUCGAACCGCUGACCUUCCGAUCAGCAAGUCCUAGGCUCUAUGGUUUAACCCACAGCGCCACCCGCGUCCCAUGUAGAAGACGACCCCAAUUUUUUAGCAUGAUUUUUCAAGAAAAAAAUAUAGUCUUAUAUAUGGAAAGGUAUGGUAAGUCAUGUUGCAGCAGCAGCAGUAGUAGUAAUAAUGAUGCAGUUUAAAAUAAAAGUUUUCAGAAACUGACUUGGUGCUUACAGAUGAAUGAUAGAUUCUUUGACUGAAUCAGCCUUUCGUGACAAAUGGGUUUUCAGUUUUAUUUUUUGUGUCAGUUGCACGUGUUGGCCAGUGAACACUUGAGGGCAGCAUAACUUAACAUGCCUCAAUGUUAGACACGGAAAAACUGUGCUGCUGCCAUUUGCUCUGGAUUAUGCGCUGGCAGUGCAGUUGUUAAAACCCACCUUAGAUCAUGUCAGGACCCAAGCGAUGUAAUAGACCAGGGAUGUCCAACUUCCAAGAAAAUGCGAUCUGCUCCCAGAUAAAAAAACUAGCAGUGAUCUACCCAUGGGGGGACGGACCUAAGAUGUUGACCUUUUUUUUUAAGGGGAGCAAGCCAAAGUCGUUGACCUUUUUUUAGGAGAAACAGCAAAUACUUCUGCCUAUUUUUUUGGGGGGGGGGAGCACCAUCUUCCGUUCUUGAAAUCGCGCGCAAAUACAGGAAAGAGUAUUCUUUUCCCGCAGAGGAAAAUGAGCCUGCGAUCGACCAAUAUCAACCAGAGGUUGACCUGUCAAAUCGCGGUUGACCGGUUAGACAUCCCUGUGAUAGACUAUCCCAGUUAAUAACUUUUCAGCAGACUUGCCUAGACUAACAGAGGAACAAGUGGAGAAAAACCUUGUUCCAAAAAAAUCAUUAAAAGGUCUGCUUUUAAUAUCAAAUGGGCUCUGGUUUUGUCUUCCUAAGGGAGCUGGGCAUGUUUAGCCUGGAGAAGAGGAGGUUAAGGGGUGAUAUGAUAGCCAUGUUCAAAUAUAUAAAAGGAUGUCACAUAGAGGAGGGAGAAAGGUUGUUUUCUGCUGCUCCAGAGAAGCGGACACGGAGCAAUGGAUCCAAACUACAAGAAAGAAGAUUCCACCUAAACAUUAGGAAGAACUUCCUGACAGUAAGAGCUGUUUGACGGUGGAAUUUGCUGCCAAGGAGUGUGGUGGAGUCUCCUUCUUUGGAGGUCUUUAAGCAGAGGCUUGACAACCAUAUGUCAGGAGUGCUCUGAUGGUGUUUCCUGCUCGGCAGGGGGUUGGACUCGAUGGCCCUUGUGGUCUCUUCCAACUCUAUGAUUCUAUGAUUCUAUGAUUCCUCUAUCCCAAUAUUCAGAGCUGAGUACAGUGGUACCUCAGGUUAAUCUGUUCUAGAGGUCCGUUAUUAACCUGAAACUGUACUUAACCUGAAACACCACUUUAGCUAAUGGGGCCUCCCGCUGCCGCCGCGCCACCAGAGCACAAUUUCUGUUCUCAUCCUGAAGCAAAGUUCUUAACCUAAGGUAAUAUUUCUGGGUUAGCGGAGUCUGUAAUCUGAAGCGUCUGUAACCCGAGGUACCACUGUACAUUGAUUAGCAGAGCGUUUUGGAGAAAGAGAGCUCAGAGCAAAUAGAAAGGAAGAGCGAGAUCAGCUGGGGGACUAGUAAAAGAAAAUGAAGCAGGGAGAUGGAUGUGAAAGGGGCUUUGGAGAAAAGGACAUUGGGUGGUGGGGCACACUGCAUACUGCAGUUGCCUAAAAGUGCAGAAUGUAGCAUCAGUUUUGAAAGUAAAAUUUGGAAUAAAUUGUGUAAGGAUCAGAGCUGUAAUCAGCUGUGUUGUUUAAGAAGUUUGUCUUGUCUCGGAAAGAGCUCCAUUCAUUUGGGAAUGAAUGUGCACUUAUUUCAGUUGUUCUCCCAUAAAAAUUGCUUAUCUUCAUGUAUUUGGAAGAAGGUAUUGUGGGGGAAAGAUGCAAACUUCUAUUCCACCAUGCAAUAAUUGCAAUUCCCUUCUUGAAAAAAACACAGCUGCACAACUCUACUUAAGAAUUCAAAUUGUUUUGUAGAAGAAAUCCAGAAAUAAGGCAGUUGGAACUAAGGUCUAUCAAAUUUGGCAUGCAAGUCCAUUUAGCAUAAAACUAUAGUUUUUACAAGUGGAAAAGUAGCCUAAACCUCUAUAACGUGUCUCCCCCCCCCCCUUGCAAUUCUAUGUAUUUCAGAGAAACUGUGCCUAUAUUAUACUCCUUGCGAUAUACAUUUUUUUUCUUUUAAUUUCUCUUCUCUAAGAUAAAUCUCUUCUGCUUAUGUAAGACAACCUCUCUGCCUAAAUGUGCACCCAUUUCGUUAUUCUUUCCCUAUAGUUCUUCUGGGAAGGUGAGGUUUCCCAGUCUGAGACUAACUUUUAACUACAAAACCUAUGACUCAGAAGGGCAGUAGCAUAGUGGAAGUCUACACUUUGCACGCAGAAAGACUCCAGUUCCAUCUAUGGCAUUUCUAGGUAGGGCUGGAAAAGACUGGCAGUGAUUCUCAAAGGUUUCAAUCAAUGAAGAUACUGAACUUAGAUAGACUAGGGGGUCCAGUUUGGUUUAAGGCACCUUCUUUUUCAUUCCUUGCACUUCAUUUUACUGUAUUUUUUCGUGUAUAACACGACCCCAUGUAUUGUUGUUGUUUAGUCGUUUAGUCGUGUCCGACUCUUCGUGACUCCAUGAACCAGAGCACGCCAGGCACUCCUGUCUUCCACUGCCUCCCGCAGUUUGGUCAAACUCAUGCUGGUAGCUUCGAGAACACUGUCCAACCAUCUUGUCCUCUGUCGUCCCCUUCUCCAUGUGCCCUCAAUCUUUCCCAACAUCAGCGACUAUUCCAGGGAGUCUUCUCUUCUCAUGAGGUGGCCAAAGUAUUGGAGCCUCAGCUUCAGGAUCUGUCCUUCCAGUGAGCACUCAGGGCUGAUUUCCUUCAGAAUGGAUAGGUUUGAUCUUCUUGCAGUCCGUGGGACUCUCAAGAGUCUCCUCCAGCACCAUAAUUCAAAAGCAUCAAUUCUUUGGCGCUCAGCCUUCUUUAUGGUCCAGCUUUCACUUCCAUACAUCACUACUGGGAAAACCAUAGCUUUUACUAUACAGACCCCAUGUAUAAGACCCCUAUUUUUGGGAGCCCUCAACAGUUGUUGAGCUUCUUUUGUAAGUUCUCUGAGCUGUUGAGCAGCUUUUUGAUGAUCCCCUGCUCUGGCUGACAGAACUGGUGCAGUAAUACACUGCAUACUGGCACAAACCAAAUACUCUUCCUAAGCCGGGAAGAGCGGGUAAGCAGCCUCCUCUCCGACAUUUCCCUGCUACCGCCGCAGCACCGGCCCUCAUUUACUUAGCACAUUAACCCGUGUAUAAGACGACCCUCAAUUUAUCACAAAAAAAAUCAGAAAAAAGGUCGUCUUAUACAGUACAUGGAAAAAUAUGGUAUUUAGGGCUGAUGCAGGCAGCUUUUUGGUUCUAAUGCUUCCAUUAGUCAAUUAGCAAACCAGCUCUCACCAGCAUAUUUAAAAGAAGAAUGGCACUUUAUCCAAAGACUUCCAUCAAUAACUGGGUUUUCUUUUCACCUUUUUUUGCUGAUACCAUACACUAUCUCUCUUAACAGAUCACUUUUCCAGUGGUUUUUUGUGUGCUGGAAUCAGCAUUAUUCAAUUUUUGAACCAGAUUUUUCUUCUUAAAUUUGCUUCAUUAUACCAAUGUCUUCUCAAAUAAUAAUGAGUCGGCCAGAUUUUCUUGGAAAGUUUAGUUACUUCUUCCAGAUCUCUGCCUUUCCAACUAUUAUAUGGGUGUAUUUAUAUAUACACAUUUUUAAAUUAUAUAUAUAUUAUAUAUUUUCUUCACAGCUGUCUGUUUGGCAGUUUUAUUAGUUCCUUACUAGAGAGCUUGUCCAAACUUUUCAGGAACUGCUUAAUGUUAGCAUUUUGCUUUUUCCCCCCUGUUGAGUUUUUAUAUUAUAUUUUAGAAGAGGGAUAAGCAACUAGCAGCCCAAGGACUCGAUGUCCUGUCAAGGGGGUUCCCCAUCUGAUAGUCCCUGAUUUCAAGGAGUUGGACUUCCUCACCCCAUAAUGCUUCUCAGCUGCUAAUUCCUAUGUACAGGCCAAGACACAUGUAAAUAGAAAUGCAAAACUGAAGAACCACAGAACUACUUUUUUGAAAAAUGUGAACCAAAUGAAAUCAAGAGUUGGUUGACUCAGCUAGUGUCCGCUUUGUCCUGACAAUGCCCCACACCAUAAUUUGGAAAACUGAGAAAGGGUUCUGCCCCUUGCUCCUUUUGCAUGUGGUUUACUGUCUACCAUGAUGUCUGAAUUCAGAAAUUAUGUUUAGUGCUAGUCUUCCAAACCUGGGUCAGUGACAAACUAUGCAGAAAGUGACAAACUCUGCAUGGGUUGAGAAAGGGAUGCAUACGCCCACAUCUCAUUUGUGACUUAAAUCUUUCCCUGCUUUGGUUAAUGCAUCUAACUCCUGUUCACAAGUUGUGUCACGAUCCAGCAGAGAGGACGUUCUACUUAAAGAGGUGGCAAUUUGUUGCUAAAGAACAUGAUAACAAGAAUUAAAUAAAGAUGAAAUAGAUGUUGCCUUAUGAACUAAUGUUGCUAUUCUGUUGUUAUUGGGACUGACAGUGAGUCCUUAGGAUAUAAGCAACUGAAAAGUCUCUCUUCCCACAUUUUCCUCCCGCUAUAAGUGGGAGUUCAUAAAUCUCUGGUGGUGGUUUUUCUGUGUUUUAUUGAUGGGAGUAUAUUUAGUAGCUGCAUUAUAUUUUUCAUUUUUGCUUGCAAGCCAACCUGGGAACACACUGGUGAUGAGUGAGGGGUAUGCAUUUCUAAAAUAAAUAUGACCCUCCAGUCCAAACCAUGUCCUCAAGAGGGCCCAACUGCAUGUUAUGUGAGAAAACUCUGUGAUUGAAUCUCCUAGCGUAUUUGAGGGUGGCUGAGCUUGGAACAGGAGACUGGAAUGAACCCAUGUCCCAAGAGCAGCUAUAAACUGUAGAGGGGGAAACAUGAGGGCAAAAUACAGGGGUGCAAUUUGAGAAUAAUAAUAAUAAUAAUAAUAAUAAUUUAUUAUUUAUACCCCGCCCAUCUGGCUGGGCUUCCCCAGCCGCUCUGGGCGGCUUCCAAAAGAAUAUUAAAAUACUGUGAUACAUCAAACAUUAAAAGCUUCCCUAAACAGGGCUGCCUUCAGAUGUCUUCUAAAGGUCUGGUAGUUGUUGUUCUCUUUGACAUCUGGUGGGAGGGCGUUCCACAGGGAGGGCGCCACUACCGAGAAGGCCCUCUGCCUGGUUCCCUGUAGCUUUGCUUCUCACAAUGAGGGAACCGCCAGAAGGCCCUCGGUGCUGGACCUCAGUGUCCGGGUAGAACGAUGGGGGUGGAGACGCUCCUUCAGGUAUACUGGGCUGAGGCCGUUUAGGGCUUUAAAGGUCAGCACCAACACUUUUAAUUGUGCUCGGAAACGUACUGGGGGCCAAUGUACGUCUUUCAAGACCGGUGUUAUAUGGUCUCGGCGGUCGCUCCCAGUUACCAGUCUGGCUGCUGCAUUCUGGAUUAGUUGUAGUUUCCGGGUCACCUUCAAAGGUAGCCCCACGUAGAGCGCAUUGCAGUAGUAUUGGGGAUCGUUGCAGUACAGGGCGAGGAUUGAAUCUCUUUUCCCCGAUUCAAAGUAGCACCCCAGGGGCCUUCUGUGAACAAAAGAAAAAUACCUUGAAUCUCCCUUAAUUUAGCCAAGGUGGGUUUUUUAAGCCAACUGUAAUAUGAGGUGCAAUUGUGUAAAACCACUUUGCCGGCAUAUGUGGAAACGUAUAGAGCUCUCUCCGUUGUAUUUGAAAGAGGAGCACGUGACGACUUGAAGCUUGGAAGUGAAAGUUUCUGGCUUUUGACUUGUGGCUUUUAUGGUCCUUCCAGAUUGCAUUACUCUUACUGGCUUUGUAAACUGUCUGUUGAAAACUAACAUUUAUGGCAUCUUUUGUGGCUUUUAUUCAGGAUUUAAUGCACACACAAAAAAAGCACCUGAAAAAUAUAGUAGUUUCUACUGUAAACAAAUCCUAGACGUAAAACUAUUGAAACUGCCCUGACGAGAAAGAAAUUCCAGAUGCAAAACGACACAGCAGUUCUUAUUAUAAUGCACUCCAAGAGUUCUUAACUCCAAAUCUGAAGGCAGGUUUAUGUUUAAAAAAAUAUAAAAAAUAGACGUUUUAAAACAAAAUGGGCAAAAUAUUUUUCAGUGUGUUAUGCACACAGGGGCUGAAGGAUCUCAAGGACCUCAAUUCUGGGGUGUUCAUUAGAAAAGCUGGGGAACUAAACCAUGUUCAGAGUGGGAACACCAGCAAUUAAUAUAGGUUUCUUAUGGUUCUCAUAUGCACUUACUGGAAACAGUAAUUUUUGAGUAAAAAGGAAGAGGAUUGUGUUGUUCAAGAGAUCUGACAAGUAUAAUAGAACUUGCACUCGUCAUGAGUUUUUCUGCAUAUCUGAUUAUUGGGAAUUGAAGUUUAACAUUGAUAUGCCCUGCAAAAAUAAAUAAAUUGAAGCAAAGGAUCUUCUCUUUCUCCCUCUCCCUCCAGAGGGACAUGUGUAACUAUCAUUUAGUUGUGUUCUCACUCUUCCUCCACUCCCAGAUUUCCCUUUCAUUGAGUUUUCCAAUUACCGUAUUUUUUGCUCUAUAAGACUCACUUUUUCCCUCCUAAAAAGUAAGGGGAAAUGUGUGUGCGUCUUAUGGAGCGAAUGCAGGCUGCACAGCUAUCCCAGAAGCCAGAACAGCAAGAGGGAUUGCUGCUUUCACUGCGCAGCGAUCCCUCUUGCUGUUCUGGCUUCUGAGAUUCAGAAUAUUUUUUUUCUUGUUUUCCUCCUCCAAAAACUAGGUGCGUCUUGUGGUCUGGUGCGUCUUAUAGAGCGAAAAAUACGGUACUUUUGUUGACCGUAUUCCAGAACUGUGUAGUGACUAUUAACUGCAGAGGAAGUUAUUUUAGAUUAGUUCCUAUAUUAAAUACCUUACACAGGAUAUUAAAUUACACAUAUAUCAGCAUUUUACAAUGACUAAUGUCUGUUCUGAUUUCCACAAUUCCAAUUACUUGUUGGUUAUUUUUUUUAUCACUUUAUUUCGCACUCUUCAACCUAAGCUGCAGACACAUAUCUUGAUCAUGUAAGCUGAUCUUAAAUUGCUGAUUGAAUUUUUUUUUUUAAAGUACACCCUUUGACAGAUUGGCACGGUACAACCACAGUUCUAGAAUUAGAAGUCCUCUGUUCUGAGGUUUGCUUUUAUAUAACAGUUUCCCUUUGAGUAAAGUCUGUAUCGCUUUCCAGUUUUUAUGCAAAGGAGCAUAUAGGCAUACUCAGAUCUUUAGGGUAAAGUUUUUAAGGUGUGAUGUUUUACUGUGGUUUUAUGAUUUGCUGGAAGUCUCCCAGAGCUGGCACAACCCAGUCAGAUGCAGUGUUCAGAAUUAGCCAGGCACCAGGUGCAUUUUGCACCUGGCUUUUGCACCUGGCUUUUGACCGCUUGAGUCCAAGUGAAGAUGCCUGGGUACCAGAAUGGGACUGACAUCUCCACCAUCUGGAGAUGCAUGCCUGGGGAUCAUUGGAUCUGGACUAAUACCGCAUCCUGUAGAAUUCUAUCAGUUAUUUUUUAUCUGCACAACUGGAAUGAAUUUCUGGAACCAAAAUGCUUUUUUUCUGUGCAGGAGCUGUCGCCAUUAAGAAAAAGAGGUCGGAAUAGGCCAAUAUCUGUGUGAACUGUCGCUGGAUCAAGUGACUUUUCUCCUUUAAGUUCUCAAAGUUCUCAAUCUAGCUCAAGGUUAUGAUCUGAACUAGCCAGAUGUUUAAUGGAAAAUCAAUCGCAGUCGGCCCACCAUUUGAAAAAUAUGACUUUACAGCUGUCUUGCCCCCAAAUGGCAACUAGACAUUCCAUUUAGAGCCUUUAGCCUUGGUUUAAGGAGCCAUUUGGCCCCUAGCUUAAAUACUGUAUCUGAGUCUCUUAACUCUGGUCAGAUGCCCGGCAUGAUGUUGUUGUUGUUGUUGUUGUUGUUGUUGUUGUUGUUAGCACUCAGCUGUUGUUCCUUUGUAUAGAUGAAUAUUGGCCCAUAGAUCUUAUUCACCUUUGCUAUUAAUGGGCCUGUUCAUCUUGAGCAAAUCGCUAAGCAAAUAAUUUUCAUAGGCUUCAAUGCCCGCAGUUAAAGACAAAGCUACACAGUACCUUAAAACUGGGAGGUGUGUCCUGCAUUCCCCACCUGUCACUGCCCUUCUUUAAUAUCUAGUUAAAUUUGUUUUGUGUCCUAUUAAUUAUUAUUAUUUAUUCAUUUGACAUCCCACUCUUCCUCCCCCAAAAUAACUUGAACUAUAUAUGUUCAACUCCAUAUAAUGAUAAUAGGAUACAAGGUGAGAUGAACUAGACAUUACUGUGUUUUGUGUGAUUUGUGGUGCUGUCUAACCUCAAUAAGAGGGAAUAAGCACAAUUGAGUUCAGUGGGAGCUACCUCAGAAUAGACAUGAUUAGAAUUGCAGACCUUCUGCCAUUCUUCAGGUAGGCAAAGUUGCCUUUCUAGAAACAGAGAUCAAAACUUGAAAUUAUUCUAAAAUGAUCUUACAUUUUAAAAAAGAAGCCAGGUAUAUUUUGCUCACAUGUAAUACUUUAAAAAUAUUAUUCAGAUAAAGGAGGCACAACAUAUUAUAUUUUGGAAGGGAAUUUAUGAGUGUGUAGCUACAUGGGGUGCAGGCUCUGUUUUUAAAACUGAAACCAAAUACACUUGUACAUUUGGAAAGAAUUAUUUGGAUAAAUGUAUCUGUCGUUCACCUCUAAAUAUUUACAGUGUAGUCAGCAUUUACUUAUAAUGGACAAAUGGGGAUAGUCAGAAACAGCCAUUGACUGUCCAAUCCUUAGUGUGUUGUGCCAACAGGACUGGAAGAGAGAGAGAAGAAUUGAAAGUGCUUUGUAGCUCAGAAUAGUUAAGGCCAUUGUUAGAAACUGGGAUGCAAAAGCUAGGAGCAUCACUGCUCCUGGGACUUGAAUUGUAGGCGCAAAAACAGAAUGUCUAGUCACCACUUUUUAAAAUUAUAUAGGGAUUUCCUUUUUAAAGACACUGCAGGUUUUCUGUAUUUAAAAAACAGACUUUGGCACACAUUUAAUCCAGGCAUGUUUCAUAACAUGAAGGAAAUAAUAGUUUAGCAGGGAUUUUUAACGCAGCUAUGUGAGUGUCAUAGCUACCUGGCAAGAGCGAUGGGGGGAAUCCCAUAAUGAAGGCUCUGUCAUUUCCGAUAGUAAACAUUCCCUUCAGGAAUAUUUGUGGAAGAGAGCCUGCUAGGGGAGGUGCAAGAGAUUCAUUGCAAACAGUGAUGAGGUGGGCUGGGGAAGAUGAUACAACAGGAAGCUCAAAGGACUGAUUCUUCCUCUUUGAAGGCAGAGUCACUUCCGCCCUACAGAGGAGGUGGGGUUGCGGGCUUCACAGCCCCACCACACACGCAGCGGCUGGAGCCCAGCCCCUGCAUGAUUGGGGAGAUUCCCGGCCGCAUCACCCCCUGGCUGGCCAAUCGGCUGGCUCUGAGGGCAUGACCUGCCCUAUUUAAGGCAGGACGCAGCCGGGGAUCUCCCUCUUUGCCGCCCGCCAGCUGUUCCUGCUUUUUCCACCCUCCCGCCCUUUAAGGUUUUCGUUCCUUGACCUUGCUAUGGACCUUGGUUGGUCGCCAUUGAGGGGCCUGGUAGGAAUUUUUCCACUUGGCAAAUUGGCACCAGCCACUUGGUUUUCGCCUACCUCGUAGCAAAUCGUCACAACUUCCUUGGUAUUGGCGGUUAGGCAUUGGUAUAGUUCUGUAGAUGGAAGACGGGAGGUAGCGCCAUCACCUGCCCCACAUAUUAAAGGGUAGUCCAAUAAAGGAUUCCGGGGGGUGUGGCCCUGUCCGAAGCCUGGGGAGGGGAGGUCCUAAGGCACGCCCCCCAAUUGGUGACCCCGGGGGAGUUCCUAGUUGAUGUGCAUCAGCAGGACUCCCCCUUCUGGUGGUUAACCCUUCCCAGACUUCAAGCGGACGGGCUGGAGUCGGAUAUAGUCGGUUAGGACCAAUGCCUAAGCCAAUACCGCUCAUCACCUGUAACCAAUAAAGUUGUGGCCUUUUUUAGCCCAUUAAUCUUAAUAAUUGUGUCAUGUGUCAUUAUUUCCACCGGGUUGGGGGGGGGGACUUGCCACACAACCUGAAAUUCCCAGCCACAUUAUAAAGGGACGAAGAAGGAAGCAUUGACACACAAGCAUUGCUGUCUAUGACUUCUUCAAAGGGUGCAAAAUCACAAACAAAAGUGUUGUUGUUUUUUUAAAAAAGGUAGGUGCAGACAGAGCCUUGAGAAAACAUUUUGUAGGUGUAGCUAGGGGUUCAAGUCAGGCCAAUUAAGAAAGGUGGGUGUUUAAAACUUUAUCUUUUUAUUUAAAAUGAAAGAUAAAAUAAAAUCCUCUUAUUUAAUUCUGUAUUAGCUGGCUGAAGAUUUCUGAGACCUUGAGAUACCCAAUGUUAUGUGUUUUCUUUUGCAGAUUGUAAAACUGGCUACGUAUGGCAUGCUCCCCAAAAACCUUCUCAGAAGAACUAUGAUGCAAAGGCUGCAUAUCUUUGCAGAUGAUGUAAGUUAGUUGCCAGUAUUGUUUCUUGUGUACCAAUCUCGACUGUACCCAUGCAAAUUCUAACCUACAUUUUCAGUCCAUGUACAGUGGUACAGUGGUGCCUCGCAAGACGAAAUUAAUCCGUUCCGCGAGUCUCUUCGUCUUGCGGUUUUUUCGUCUUGCGAAGCAUGGCUAUUAGCGGCUUAGCGGCUAUUAGCGGCUUAGCGGCUAUUAGCGGCUUAGCAGCUUUAAGAAAAAGGAAACAAACUCACAAGAACUCGCAAGACGUUUCAUCUUGCGAAGCAAGCCCAUAGGGAAAUUCGUCUUGCGGAACGACUCAAAAAACGGAAAACUCUUUCGUCUAGCGAGUUUUUCGUCUUGCGAGGCAUUCGUCUUGCGGGGCACCACUGUACCUUGGUUCUCAAAAUUAAUCCAUUCCGGAAGUCCGUUCCAAAACCAAAGCUUUCCAAAAACCAAGGCACACUUUCCCAUAGAAAGUAACGCAAAAUGGAUUAAUCUCUUCCAGGCUUUUAAAAACAACCUCUAAAACAGCAAUUUAACAUGAAUUAAUAACAAAUGACAUCCCCAUAAAUAAGAAAAGGAUAUUCUUAUACGCAUCUGCUGCUGCAAGAGUUCUUAUAGCAAAGAACUGGAAGGGAGACAAAAUAACCACAAUAAUAGAUUAGCAAAUCAUACUUAUUGGAUUUGUUGAAUUGGCCAAAAUGACGGCAGCUAUCAGAGGUCACAAAAAUCAAAAUUUAAUAAAAGAAUGGAGUUGCAUGAAUGAAUAUAUGAAAAAACACUGCUCCGGCACAGAAAUAUUGAUAUGUAAAGAACAAAGUUUGUAAGGGGGAAAGGUUACAAAUGCAAGUAAAAUCAGAAUAUUUGUCAAAUACAAUAUAACAACACAACUGUAAAGAUAAGUUAUAGAAUUAAGGUCAAGCAAUGAUGAAAGGAAGUCAGAUUUGAACUCACAUUUCGAGUUAUGUCGAACCAAUGGUGAUGGGGGGUGUGUGAGUUGGUGGGAUGCUUUGUGUUACUAACAUGUACAUGUGUGUAAACCUUUCUUUCUGUUAUGUUAUAGAGAUAAAAACUUCAAUAAAAAUUAAUUUAAUUUAUUAUUAUUUUUUUAAAAGGAGUGGGCAACCUGUAGACUUUCAGGUGUUGUUGGGUUAUGUCUUUCAUCAUCCCUGACCAUCACAGAUGCUGGGAACUGGAGCCCCACAGUACCUGGGUUGCCUACUCAGAAAGGAAUUGAUGUAAUUGAUGGCCGGUGGCCUUUUGUGUUUCCCUCUUCCUCAGGUUAUCCCCGAAGAAAUACGCAAGAAUCUUGUAGAGCUGCUUCCGCAGCCCCGCAAAGUGCCCAAGAGGUUUGACGAAUAUACGCAAGAGGAAAUUGAUGCUUUCCCAAGGCUCUGGAAUCCGUAAGUGUCUAAAAGUCCUUGCACGGGGCUUUUAUAACCGCACGUGAUGGAUUAGCUUUUAAAGAAUGCAUUCGCCUCUAAGCGGCUGGAGAAAUGUUUUUAAAAUGCCUUUGAAGCAAAGAUGAAGACGGCUGCGCCAUAUAGAUUUGUCCCUUCAGUUUUUGGAUUACUUUGAGAGUAGAUUUUGUUCUUAUUUUGUGAGAGAGAGAGUGUGUGCAUUUCCUUUUAAAAUAAUAGAAAUCAAGGCACGCCUGUUUUUGGUCCUCUAGGAAAAUGUUUUCAGAAUAGUUUUAUAAACGCGAUGGUCUAACCUAUAAAAUAUAGUAUCCUGCUUCACGUGGAAUACUUUACACACAGGUAUUUGUAAGGCUUUGGGUGGAUUAAGUUGCAGCCUUGAAAGCAGUCCAUAAUAUGUGUCUUAGGCUUUAUUUACAAAGAGAAGAAAGCAGGAAGCUGAGGAGAUAUUCCUUUACCAAACCAGAAUGCAAUCUUGAAACCAAUACUUGCGUCAAGUAUUAAGGGUGUUUUGUGAAGGACUCUAGAGCCAAAUCUAGCAUGCAGAGCAGACCUUCCGAGUUCAAUAUCUACCUGCUAGAAUAUUGCCUUUUCGGUGGCAUUUGAGGUGAUGCUACCCAAGCAGAGCUUGUUUUUAAGUGCAGGGUAGAUGCCUCUUUUCUUCCCACAACCAUCUUUCCUGCCAUAGAAGUUUUACCGUCACUGUGUCUGUAAAAAUAUGCCUGUGCAAUUGUAAUCAGCAGUGGUCUGUAUGAGCUCUAUGUACAGUGGUGCCCCGCAAGACGAAUGCCUCGCAAGAUGGAAAACUCGCUAGACGAAAGAGUUUUCCGUUUUGGAGGUGCUUCGCAAAACGAAUCUCCUAUGGGCUUGCUUCGCAAGACGAAAAUGUCUUGCGAGUUCCUGUGGGGGUUUUUUCCCUCCCCCCCCUUUUUCUAAGCCGCUAAGCCGCUUAUCCGCUAAGCCGCUAAACGCCGCUAAAAGCCGCUAAUAGCGCUAAUCCGCUAAUCCGUCAAUGGGCUUGCUUCGCAAGACGAAAAACCGCUAGACGAAGAGACUCACAGAACGGAUUCUUUUCGUCUUGCGAGGCACCACUGUAUUCUGCGUGGUGCUACCUUUAUGAAUGACAAUCCGGGAAGCAACUGGGCCUGGAUCCCCGCCUUUGACCACCUCAGAAAUCUGCUAGUAAAAGACCCACUGCUGAGAUAUCAAUGUACAGUAAUGAUGCAGGAGUAAAAUGUAUUGCAAAACAUUUGAUGAGCUUCCUGGAACAUUAUAUGAUUACACUGGUAUGUCGUGUUACGUACUUAAUCCGUUCCGGAGGUCUGUUCGUAGCAUGAGGUGCGCUUUCACUAAUGGCGCCUCCCAUUGCUGCUGCGCUGCCAGAGUGUGACUUCGGCCAGUGUGGUGUUGUGGUUAAGAGCGGUAGUCUCGUAAUCUGGUGAACCGGGUUCGCUUCCCCGCUCCUCCACAUGCAGCUGCUGGGUGACCUUGGGCUAGUCACACUUCUCUGAAGUCUCUCAGCCCCACUCACCUCACAGAGUGUUUGUUGUGGGGGAGGAAGGGAAAGGAGAAUGUUAGCCGCUUUGAGACUCCUUCCGGUAGUGAUAAGGCGGGAUAUCAAAUCCAAACUCUUCUUCUUCUUCUACCGCUCACAUCCUCAAAGGUCGCUACAAGGGGCAUCUACUUCCGGGUUAGUGGAGUGCGUAACCCGAAACAUUUGUAAGGGGGAUGGUACGUAAUACGAGGUACCACUGUAGUAGCAAGACCCAUACAUCAGAGUUCUAAAUAAGAAUUCCAUACUGACCUUACUUUCACUUCAGAUUCUCUGCAUGUGAUAUAAGAGUGAUGGGAGAACAUAAGAAAUCAAUACUCUGCCUCCACAAUUGGAAGCAGUUAUGCUUCUGAAUACCAGUUUGCUGGAAACCACAGGAAGGGAGAGUGCUCUUGUUCUCAAAUCCUGCUUACUGGUCUUCCACAGGCUCUUCAUAGGUUCUUACGUUACAAAAUAUGGCAGGGACGGAGCCUCCCUUUCACUGCAGUGCUUUGAAAUAAUUCUGCCUUACCUAAAGAAAGUUAUUUUGCUCACUGAAUGAGUCUUCACCUUCAUUAACUGUUGAGCCUUGGACUUCUUUUUUAAAAAAGAUAGUUGGGCAUUGUGGUUGUAGGAAGAAAGGAAAAGUUAAAAACAUAUUCCUCCUCCGUGGGUCUUCUGCUGGUUCCCUCACUGCAAGAAGCCAAGUUACAGGGAACCGGGCAGAGGGCCUUCUCCAUAGUGGCGCCCUCCCUGUGGAACAGCCUCCCUUCAGUUGUCAAGGAGAUAAAGAAUUGCACAACUUUUAGAAGACAUCUGACGGCAGCCCUGUAUCGGGAAGUUUUUAAUGCUGGAUGUUUUGCUAUGUUUUUAUAUAUGCUAUAAGCCGCCCAGAGUGGCGGAAACCCAGUCACAUGGGCAGGUUAUAAGUAAUAAAAUUAUUACUAUUUUAUUUAUUCAGUAUAUUAUAUGGGCUUAAUUUCUUUUAUUUAGGGAGGAGAUAAAAAGUGUUUUGGAAACUUAGUGUGCUCCUACCUCUUUCUCAAUCCUGCUAUGCUCUUAUAAUGAGCAGAAUUUGAAAUGUACUGCUGUUUACAAGUACUGUACGGUAUUUCCAUCUUAUUGUGGCAUAUGCAGAAUUAUUCCAUCCUGUAAUUACGUAGGACAGAGAGAAUCAGAAAGACAGAGACCACCCGAAAGAGAAUUCUCAAGAGCUGGAGCUGGUCUCCUAUGAGCUUAAUUAUUUAAAGCCAUUCUCCUUCCAAAUGGGACUUUACAGUCUGCUAACUUUGGAAUAACGACGAGUCAAGGAAAAAGUUCCAGGAGAGUCCAGGUGUCUGACCCUUUCCCCUCUGUGAAACAUUUCACCCUUCUAAUAUUAUCUGGUGUAGUGUAUGAACUUAGAGUGCGAGCCAAGACAUCUCAGAAUUUCGCCACAACUACAAACUCCCUUAGCUGCUUGUAUCUCGCCUUCUGCGGUCCACUAUGUCAGAACAGUGAUACUGAAUGGCCAUGUAGCCCUCUUUGGUUUAUAACAUAGGAAGGAAGCUUGUAUUUGAAGUACUUUGAACAUCUGUUAAAAAAACAACCCCAAUAUAUAAAUGCUGAAUAUAUAUCCUUAUGUCUGCACCCAGUGUCUGGAACAAUGGAAAGCAUGCAGAUUUCCAUAAACUAACUACAUUUUGCAUACUUUCAUCUGGCUAUAUUACUGGUUGUUUCAAAAUCCAGAUACCUUGGUGAGCACUAUAAUAGCUAAAAGGCAAGGAAUUAAGAGUCUACCAGAAUUGAUGCUGCUGGUUCCUUCACCAUUGGUUCCUGGCUGUCCUUUGCCUCUUUCUCCUGUCUUUCCUCCUUGAUUGCCUAAAAGGUUUGUUUCUAGAUUGUUGCCCACAGAGGAUGAGAAACAGAUAACGGGUGUUGUGGAGACAGUUUGGUGGUUACUGUGCAUGACAUACGUGUAUCUCACCAGUGUUAGAAACUCAGAUAUUUACGCUAGGGGCCAAAUGGCUACUUAAACCAAGGCUAUAGUCUCUAAAUAGAAUGUCCAGUUGCCAUUUUGGGGCAAGACGGCUCUAAAGUCUUAUUUUUCAAAUGAUGGGCCAACUGUGAUUUAUUCUCAGUUAAACAUCUGGCUAGUUCAUAUCACAACCUUGAGCUAGGUUGAGAACUUUGAGAACUUAAAGAAGAAAAGUCACUUGAUCCAGGGACAGUCCACAUAGAUAUUGGCUUAUUCCGACCUUUUUUUCUUAAUGGCAACAGCUCUUGCUCAGGCUGUACAGAAAAAGCAUUCUGGUUCCAGAAAUUCAUUCCAGCUGUGCAGAUAAAAUAUAACAGAGAGAAUUCUACAGGAUGGGGUAUUAGUCCAGAUCCAAGGAUCCCCAGGCAUCCACCUCCAGAUCUUCACUUAGUUGCAAGUGGUCAAAAGCCAGGUGCAAAAUGUGCCUGGUGCCUGGCUAAUUUCAAACACUGGUAUCUGCCUCUUGACCACUGGAUGCCCUGUCCUGGCCCCCUUUGGUAUCUGAGCAGUCAAGAGGUCUUGGCUUAGCGUUUCCCUUCAGAAUAGAGAUGGGGAGAAAUAUGAAGUUUAUCUUGUUUCUGCAGAAGUGUGCAGAAGUGACUGUUACAACUGUUAGAAUUCCUGCUCCAUGAUUGCAGUCAUGGGAUUUUUGUCUAUCACAUGGCGGUGUAUAUUUUGACUCCACAAAGUGGGAAGUGACGGAGACAGGAUAUUUGUGUUGCUGUGUUUCAUGAAGUGGGACUAUUGUCCCUUUUUUUUCCUCUUUGCUGUCUGAUGCUAGAGAGAGACGGAGCCAUGUUGCAGUGCUCCAUGUGUGUUUAUAUGUAAAUUAAGUAGAUUAGCCCAAAUGCUGAGUUGCUGAGGUCUGUCACGCAAUGCUGUGCAAACCCUGUGGAUCCCUAAGUGUGCCGGUGUCGGUUGGCAUCGGUUGCUGUGAUGUUCGGGCUAAAGAAAGCUUUUGAAGCUCCCGAGCGAUUGACCAGGAGGGAGAGAACAUGCCAGUCGGGCAUGUGUCUCUGCCAGGGUCCUACUCGAGUGUAGGACAAGCUCCUGACAACAACACUAUUAGGCUUGAUUCUCCUUCAGCUUCCCCCUCCCCACUCAAGAAAUAUUUAAGCAUCUUGCUUAGCCCAAAAGAGGAAGUAAGAGAGGGGGUCAGAAAGCUUUUCUUCCCACUGCUGAGAAAAGGGGAAAGCACUUGACCCCUCGUUGCGUAAGAACAAGGAAGCAAUCAAAGCACUGCAUACUUGGGGAUUAAGAGGCAGCAAGAAUCUUUGGUGCAGAAAGGAGAGUUGUGAAAAAAAUAUAGUUGGGGGGGGAAUGGAAAUGGGUUGGGAGAUGCCAUAAGACUCCAGCCAAAUUGAUAUUGAUGCUUCUCCUCAUAUGGAAGCCAGGAGAUGUUUUCAUAAAAAUCCUGCUAAUGUUAGACCUUUGCAGUUUUAUGCUGUGAAAUUGGAGUCUGUUACCACCACAAUUAAGAAGGUUACAGGAAGCCAGUGGUUUUAACGCAGAGAAAUGCCAUGUGGAAUUAAGCAGGGAAAUGGUACUUAACGGCACAGCUUAUAAUUAGUAAAAUGUGCGUGAAAAGUGUCUGCCUUCAGUUGUGAAUAUUAGGCACCGUUUUAACUGGAAAAUUACAGGCCCCUUUCACUCCAGCUGCCUGAGAGAGACUGAGCAUAAAAUAACUUGCCCCAGGGAAUCAUGCACAGCUAAAAAUACUUCUGUGGAAGUGCCCACUUACCUGCUCUUUUUUGUUUCUUCAGAGGAAAGAUGAGCUGAGCGUGGCAGUAUUUCCCAGCUUCUCUAUAGCAAAAGUUCUACAAAAUUAUUUCGGCUUUUGUUUCUCAGGGGUGGGAGCGCAACUUUAGCUGGGUCGCAGCUUAAUGAGUGUCUUCAUUUGCUGUGCAUGCCAAAUGAGUAGCCUCCUUUGCAGCUUUGAAGCGUGAUCAUCCCAACAGCCUUGUAGCAAUCCUCAGCUCUGCGGUUGGGAGGAAAACGGGUUGUUUGGCAGCUGCAUGGCCAAAUCACCCAGAGCAGGUUGCUGCCCACCAGAAGCACCCUGAACGUCUCCCCUUCUUCCCCCCGCCCCCUCCAAGCAACAGCAGACGAAACUGGCGUGCUCUUUCCCUAGGACCCAUGUACCUAUGGGACCACCUCUCCUGGUAAGUCCUGCAUAGGACCUCAAGGUCCACAAAUGACAACACUUUGGAGGUCCCAAGUCACAAGGUGGUUAGGUUGGUCUCAACUAGGGCCACGGCCUUUUCAGUACUGGCCCCGACUUGGUGUAACGCUCUGUCACAAGAGACUAGGGCCCUGCGGGACUUGACAUCUUUCCGCAGGGCCUGCAAGACAGAGCUGUUCCACCUGGCCUUUGGUUUGGACUCAGUCUGACCCUUAUGUUUCCCUCCCCUUAUGGUUUUGAUCUAUGGGCUACUUUUAAAAUGAGGCUGCAUUUUAAAUUGCAUUUUAACCUAUAUUUUAAAUUGUUUUGUUGUGUUCCCCCCCCCAUUAUGUUUUUAUUUUGCUGGUGUUCUCCGCCCUGAGCCCAGCUCUGGCCGGGGAGGGUGGGGUAUAAAUAAAAUUUAUUUUAUUAUUAUUAGGGACGCGGGUGGCGCUGUGGGUUAAACCACAGAGCCUAGGACUUGCCGAUCAGAAGGUUGGCGGUUCGAAUCCCCGCGAUGGGGUGAGCUCCCGUUGCUCAAUCCCUGCUCCUGCCAACCUAGCAGUUCGAAAGCACAUCAAAGUGCAAGUAGAUAAAUAGGUACCGCUCCUGCGGGAAGGCAAACGGCAUUUCUGUGCGCUGCUCAGUAAAGCGAGAUAAGCGCCGCAACCCCAGAGUCGUCCGUGACUGGACCUAAUGAUCAGGGGUCCCUUUACCUUUAUUAUUAUUAUUAAUUCCUCCCCACAGUAAAUAGAGGCAGAUUUUAUUUGGCUGCUGCUCAAAUGAGGUGCUCUGAGCUGCUCUGCCAAACAUCAACAAAAGCCAACAUGCUUCCCAGCUCUUUUUUUUACAGGUAGGGUGGGUUGGGGUGUGAGAGUCUGUAACUGACUGAUAUUGGGCAGUGAUGUUGCUUCUGCCAAGCCAUGAAGGAACCUGAAGACCAUAAAUUUUGGCUUGGCUAGCAAAGCCACAUUUUUUGUAUUCUGUUUUACUUGAGGUGCUUUGAACUGUGCAACUGUUCGCUAUUUUGAAGUGUAAAAUAAGUUUUACGUGACCAACUUUUUCCUCUGUUGAGCUAUCCUUUCAUUCUGUCCAGGCUGAAUGUUCACCAGACGGCAUUAGCAAGAUGCUUUUUUACCCAUUUUCAAUUUUGGUUGCUUUCAGUCAUGAAUGCAAGUGUGAGACAGGAAGCUGAAAUAAAAGCUAUUGAAUUUCACUCUGCUUCUUCUGGAAACUGUUAUGUGGCAGGUUAAAUCAAACCGUUCCUACUUGGGUUUGAGCAGAACCUAAGCAGCAAAUUUUAUAACCAGCCUACUAAGCCUGAACCCAAAUUGAUUUGAGUCCCCAGUUCAAAAUCUGCUUAAUCCUUGAGUACCCCAUGAAUGCCACAGUUAAUUACCUUCUCAACAAAUCUUGCACUAAGUACAAAUUGCAGCGAGAAAUAUUGAGCUCUGGGUUAACAUGCCUGAGUCAUAACUAUAUUUUCCAGUGGAGGGAACAAAAGCAAAAACCAAGCACUCUAGGGGGAUAGAAAAUAACUAAGUACUUUGCUGCAAGCAGCCUAAACCUAAACAGAGGUUAUUUCUCCCUUGGGGGGAAAUUGGGAUCUAUGAUGUGGGCUUGUCUCCGCCCAUCUCACCACCGGCAGGAAGUCUUGAAAAAAUAUAUUUGAGGGAUACUUCGGGUGAGAGACCCUUGUUCCAUUUCCUGCCUUUGCCACUGGUAGGAGGUCUCUUGCCUGCUCUGGGCAAAAGAAGAAGGUGGGAGAGCCAUAUUGGAAGGGAUUUUUCUUUCCUUUGUUCUUCCUUUGUCUUCCUUUCUUGGAGCCACUUUUUCAGCUCCCUUUGGGCCUACAGCCCUUUGGAAGCCUCUGGACUUAGGAGGAAAGCCUAGGAAAGGGUCAGGGGGAAAACCCAGCGGAAAGGAGGAAACUUUCUUUUCUAAGAGAUGAAGCUUCCUCUGGAUUCCUUGGUAGUGGCACCCGCCCUGUGGAACGCCCUCCCACCAGAUGUCAAUGAGAAAAAUAACUACCAAACUUUUAGAAGACAUCUGAAGGCAGCCCUGUUUAGGGAAGCUUUUAAUGUUCGAUACAUUACUGUAUUUUAAUAUUGUGUUGGAAGCCACCCAGAGUGGCUGGGGAAACCCAGCCAGAUGGGCGGAGUAUAAAUAAAUAAUAAUUAUUAUUAUUUAUUCCUCAGUGGAAUCUGGGAUCCCAGGCCGCCUGCGGAAUUCCCUUGAAUUUAACAGUAGCCCAAGCCGAGGAGGUUUCAGGCAAACUGCAAAUGCUUGAUCCAGCAGCUCCAGCACUUCAGGAAGUUGGGCUGGGAAGUUGGACGAGUGGAUUGCCUGUCUAGGACAGACUUUGGACCUCCCCAUGGCCUCCACAGUCUCCCCACCCUGCUUGCUACAGACCUAUCAGGCUAUUGUACGCUGAAUCUCGGAGGGUUGCCCAGAGGGGUAUGAGACUUUUGCCCGAAGAUCCAGGGGCCUCCUAUCUUUCCAUCCCAGCUUUUCUGGCCUUUUCAGCCCAUUAUGAAGGUUAUUUCCAUUUUCCCUUUCUCCUGUGCUAGUUAAAGGGGCCACUAGGAACCUUUCCUUUCAUGCAGUGAUCAGGGGGGCAUGUUCCUGAAAUAUACUCGGAGCCAAGAGUGGAUUUCAUUCUCUUUAUUCAGCUGAUAGUGGUGAGGAGGAAUGGAAGUUCCCCCAGAAUGCCUGCUUUAUAUACAUUAUUUACACAAUGGGCCACACGUGAUUGGCUAAUUCACCUGUAGGCCAAUCUGGUUGCGGGGUCACGUUCACCUGGAGCUGGAUUGGGUGGCUCCUGUGGACCAAUCAGACUGCUGCAUUCUGAAUCCUAUUGUUCUAGGACCAAUCAGACUGCUGCCUUUUGGAUCCUAUUAAACUCAGUACAUAACAGUACUGUGUUCCCCUCCUAUUCCUUAGUUGCUAUUGCAGUUACUUGCUUAAGCAUGAGUUGAGCUGAAGCAGGGUGGAUAAAAAUCAGUGAUUAAAAAAAAUAAAUCAGAUUUUUUUUAUUUAAAUCAGAUUUUUUUUAUUUAAAUCAGAUUUUUUUUUUAUUUAAAUGAAUUUUAAAAUAAAAUGCUUUUGGAGGAAAAAUCUUUCUAAAGAUAGUUUUCUAUUUAAGUUAUAUUAUAGUCCAAAGGCUAUUCAUCAGGAAAUAAGGAUUUGUUUUAAGUUUUGUAUGUGUGUUAAAACUCAGUCUAAGUUUGUUUUUGUUUGUUUGUUUGUUUAAAAAAAGCUUAACCACAUCAGUUAACAAACAUGGAUACAUAUGCUAUAUAAAUCCAAACACUCAAUAAUGUUAUUGCUUUAGUUAAAUAAAUUGCUUAAAUUGUUAUUAAGGAAAUGAUUAUUUUUCUCCGUCCAAUAAAGUACAGCAGAAAAGUUGUCCCAAUAUAAACAGUUAACUUCUUAAACCUAACAAUCAUUUCAUAAUUAUCUGUCUUAUGUAUUUCUAAUAGUAUAACCAAGUCAGUAAUUUUUGAUAUAACUGUAAAAACUACUCUGAAAAUUUAUUUUUCCAAAAAUGAAACCUUCAUCUGGUUGUAAAUAUUAAGAUUAUACCGGAAAGACUGAGUCUUUUUGUUAAAAAAAAAAAAAAAGACUUAAAUCAAGUCUUACUGACUAGUGAUUUAGAUCAAGUCUUACUGACUAGUGAUUUAAAUCGUGAUUUAAAUCAAAUCCACCCUGCCCUGAAGUAUCCUCAAAGUUUUGUUUUUUAAAAAAUUCCUGCCAGUGGUGAGAUGGGCAGAAACAACCCAGUUCUCCGUAUAGAGAAGGAACUUAUCACGGUUAAGUACCAACGUUCGCUUUUCCCCCGGGGAAGCAUUGCACAGGUAAUCAGGUACUUCUAAAGAGGGGCUCUCAUUCCCUUGGAGUCCUCAAAUUUGCCCAGUGGCCAGAUGCCAGAGUGUUGCUCUAAUAUGAAGGCUCAAAAUAAAAUUUUAAGAAUCCGAAAGGUCAGCAAAUCCACAUAUAAGCCUUUUUGGCUGUUUAAACUUAAUCCCAUGAUUUCUUUAUCCAUGUAAUGCACCCCUCUUUAAGUCUUCCACUGCCUUUCUCUCUAACCUUUCCCCCAGGUUAAAAUUCCAGUUUGCAAGGAUGUCUUUGUUCCUGUCAGAUGAAGUGCAUAAGCACUACCUAGUGAACCAUGAGAGGCACAUCAAAAUAGUAAAAUAUUUACAUUCUCUUGUGGAUAAACAGAUACAGAAGGAACUGAAGCAGGAAUAUUGCUUGGUAAAAAAUAAGGAAUGCAUUGAUUUCCCGCGCGCGCCCCCAGUAUAUUCUUGAAAACUUUGCUCUCUUAAUGUUGUUAUCAUAAUAUAUGCAAUAAUAAUAAUAAUAAUAAUAAUAAUUUAUUUAUAUCCUGCAGUCCCCACCCGAAGCCGGGCACAGAGCGGCUAACAACAGUAAAAAUAACACAGUUUACAUAAAAUUACAAUCAAUUAUUUGAAAUACAUACUAAAAUCAAUUCAGAAUCAAAUUAAUGGCAACCCUGCCUUUUCCCCUGAUGGGGCUCAAUAUACACAGGACCUGUUCAAGUCUGGUUCUAAUCUGGCCUGUGACUAUAGAACAGUACUGCCAUUUUGGCUCUGUCUCCUAAAGGGAGCUGGGACACGGGUGACGUUCUGGGUUAAACCACAGAGCCUAGAACUUGCCGAUCAGAAGGUCGGAGGUUCGAAUCCCCGCGACGGGGUGAGCUCCCGUUGCUCAGUCCCUGCUCCUGCCAACCUAGCAGUUCGAAAGGACAUCAAAGUGCAAGUAGAUAAAUAGGUACCGCUCCUGCGGGAAGGUAAAUGGCGUUUCUGUGCGCUGCUCUGGUUCGCCAGAAGCGGCUUAGUCAUGCUGGCCACAUGACCCGGAAGCUGUACGCCGGCUCCCUCGGCCAAUAAAGAGAGAUGAGCGCCGCAACCCCAGAGUCAGUCAUGACUGGACCUAAUGGUCAGGGGCCCCUUUACCUUUACCUUUAUGGUUUGGCUUAGUGUGAUAUGUGACUGAUUACAUUGACUGAAAUAAAUUGGUAUAUACAUUCCCGCCCCCCUCUCUAUAUAUACAGAUAAAAUAGAACAUUAAAGAACCUGUUGAAAACAUAUUUUGUUAAGCAAGCCUGAAAGAGAAGUAGUGACACGUUAUUACAGGGCAGCCUUGCUGUCAUCAACUAAUAAUAACUCCACAUUCUUGUGAGCAUGGCUUUCUCCUUGAUGGUUUUUAAUUUCUCGACUGCAGCUAGAACAAAGACUGGUCUAAAGCAAAGCAAAUGGCUUGAUUCGAUCUCAAGUUCUUGAAGGAGAUGGAAUUUCUUUUCUCCUUGUCAUCCAGAACCGCCAGGGCCAGUGCAGCUUUGAAGGGGGCAUUUGGGGAGCAGACUGUGUGUUCCCUCCAUUCCAUACUCAAUUCUGUUUGCAGAAAAAUGUAAACCAGCGACGGCACAAAGAUCUUGAUUCUUCAAGUCCCUAAUUCUUCAGGUCCCUUUUCACCCUAAUAAGACCAGAAGCUCAAAGAUGCAUACAGUGGUACCUCUGGUUGCAAACGGGAUCCGUUUUGGAGGCCUCUUCACAACAUGAAUAGAACGUAGCGGCGCAUCUGUGCACACGUGGUUUGCGAUUCGCCACUUCUGCGCAUGCACGUGACAUUAUUUUGCGCAUCUGCGUCUGCCAUGCACGAGCAGCGAAACCCGGAAGUAACCCUUUCCGGUACUUCCGGGUCGCCGCGGAACGCAACCUGAAAAAAAGUAUCCUGAAGCAAACGUAACAUGAGGCAUGACUGUACUAGACAUUUCAGCGUUGGUUGGCCAUUUUGAAUCAUGCAGAUUUUUGUCUCUUUCUGUUCCUUUCAAAAACCUCUAUUUUUGCACUCUGCUUAGCCUCCCCCACUUUCUUGGCCUUCUUCCUCCUCUUCCUCCUCCUCCUCUUCCUCCUCUUCCUCUUCUGCAAUCACUCGUAGCCGAGUAAGAUUGUCUUCCAUAAACACGGUUUUAACUAUGAGUCCAUAAAUGACUGGAGGCCAAUUCUGGAUAGCAUAGAUGAGAGGGAUCUCUUUCAGGGUGAAGACUCUGUGCACCGUUCUUUGGCUCCCUUCCCUCUUGCGUCUCCUCUCCCUUCCAGUUUUGGCUGUCCUCCUGCUGUACUAGAACUGGGCAGGAGUCAUAUGUAGCUCAAAAGCCUAGUAUUCUUUAACCACCCAGUCUUCAGACUUCAGCAGAUUUUUCUGCAGAAAUUGCCCAACCACUAUUUUCAGUGCAGAAUUGGUAGAGAGAGUGCAUUGUUAUUGUUUGUUUGUUUGGCAAGACUGGCAUUGCCCUCAGGAGCCAGCCAUGGAUUGUAAAACACUUGGAAGUUACAGUGGUGCCCCGCAAGACAAAUGCCUCGCAAGACGAAAAACUCGCUAGACGAAAGGGUUUUGCGUUUUUUGAGUCAUUCCGCAAGACGAAUUUCCCUAUGGGCUUGCUUCGCAAGACAGAACGUCUUGCGAGUUCUUGCGAGUUUGUUUCCUUUUUCUUAAAGCCUCUAAGCCGUUAAUAGCCGCUAAGCCGUUAAUAGCCGCUAAUAGCCGCGCUUCGCAAGACGAAAAAACCGCAAGACGAAGAGACUCGCGGAACGGAUUAAUUUCGUCUUGCGAGGCACCACUGUAAUUCUGCAAGAAAUCCGCAUGAAUGGAAGUGGGAGCAGCCCUGUGAGUAAAACGGUUGCACAACUCUGCAGAGACUUUCUGAGUGUCUGUCUUGAUUCCAUGUCUGGGAAAGUUUUCCCAGCCAUUCACCCAAACCGGAGUUCAGACUCAUUAGUGCCCUUUUCAACUUCGUGUUUGUCCUGUUACUUAAUCUCUUCGUGUCAGAUUUGUUGGUGUACACCGCUAAUAGAUUAGCUGCAAGGCACUGACCUCAUGCAGUGCUUCAGAAAAGUCAGGUUUGUCCACAGCAAGGAGGUGAUGAAUACCUGCCACUCACUCCAUGGAUGGGAGUCAUUUUUCUCACUUGACAAGGAGAGGGGGUUACCUGCAGGCAAAUAGAAAAAAUGCCAUUUUGAAGGCUUCAAAGUCGUCAUGCCAGGUGCAUAUUGCUGGCUUAGUAAGCAACUUCUGCUGACAAAUCUUGGUAUUUCUGUAUUUGUGGGGUAAUGUUUCAUAGACUUAAAGACAGCUAAGAAAGCUGUGAUAGUCUUCCAAGUACGUGUUAGAAGUGAAGGGGAAAUUGGUUGUGCUAAUUUUGACAUAACGUUGAAUAUGUUCCUUGAUGUUGCAAUGUAAUGGAGCUUUGAAUGAAAUAAUCUGAAAAACAUUUGUAAAGAUUCCAUUACUGUGGUACCUCAGGUUACAAACGCUUCAGGUUACAGACUCCGCUAACCUGGAAGUAGUACCUCGGGUUAAGAACUUUACUUCAGGAUGAGAAUCACGCGGCGGCGGCGGCGGGAAACCCCACUAGCUAAAGUGGUGCUUCAGGUUAAGAACAGUUUCAGGUUAAGAACGGACCUCCGGAAUGAAUUAAGUUCGUAACCAGAGGUACCACUGUACUUUUUGAAAUCUGGACACCUUCUGUGUCACUAUAAUCCAGAGAGAAGGAAUAACUCGCAUUUAGCCAAGUAACAUGUUGGCUUAUCUCUCUGUUGGAUCUCCCAUGCCAUUUGGAUAAAGACCUAUGCAUUGAUUUUCCCCGCACUUGUAUUUUCAUAAUUAGGAUGGAGAAGAGGGUUUCGCCCUCCUUCUCAACUUCCAUGAUAGCUAAUGUGAAAAUCUUUUGGCAUUCUUUAAAACUAGCUUUGCAUCCUUGCUCUCUUGGGCGUUCUUCCUGCCUUUAUACAACACAGUUCCAGUUUUUAUCAGCCUUGCUGCUUAUUCGCAUUGAAAUAAUGUGGGGAUACGCCUUGUCAUUAAAGGCUGCAGAGUCUAAUUAUGUUUACUAUGCUGUUAAAAAUAAAAUAGGCUGCUACUCCCACCAUACAGCUUCAGCCAAACCCCAGCUUUUGGUCUGCAGAGCAUUGCUAGGCAAAAAAAGGAUCACCUUAACUGGAAUGCGCUGCCUGCGGUUUUGCUAAGGAGCAAACUCCACAGUGACUCUAUUGAGAUUGGGCUAAAAACUACCACGGUUUGCUGUCACUUAUUUCAGCAGUUUCAUCAGCAAAUUUUCUAGCACACGUAUUUUUUGUACCCACUGAAAAUACCUUUUAACAAGGCUCUGGGGGUGUUAAAUAGCAUCGUACAUGGGACGGGAAGACAGUAUUUAGUUUGGGAAGUUUUUCCCUCUUUAAAAUAGUGGCUGUUGAACAUACAAAACUGCCUUAAAGCGAGUCAGUCUAUUGCUUCAUCUAAGCCAGUAUUAUCUACACUAUGUGGCUGUUCAUGGUUUUGGAGAAUGUUCUUUCUUGGCCUUAAGAUCAUUUUUAAACUACACUAGUGGCCAAAAUUGUGGGAACCUUUAGGGGAAAGUGUAUUUCUGAGGUUUGAUGGCUCAUAGCACCACUUUCUUUUGGAGUAAUACCAUACAAUUAUAUAUCAAUGGAAAGAUAAUUUAAUGAAGACUGUAAUGCAAUAUCUUUUAUGCAGAAGAAAUCCAUAACAGAAGCAGUACCUGACGCAGGUCUCUAGAUCAGUCCAUUGGGCUACUUUUUCAAAGAUGCAAGUUAUUAAUACUAGAUGUGUUAAAUUAAUUGCGAUCACAUCAUGUGGUUCUUUCAGUUACAGCUUUCAGUUAUGGGCACAGUAGGGUGGUGAGGAACUGGUAAAACAGACUGGCCCUCAUCACAACCCACUUUUUAUCCUCUCAUGAAGACAGAGGCUUUCACAGGCCCUAUAAGGCAUCCAUUUAUUCAUAAAUUCUCUAAACCAGUUUCUCCCCCUCCCAUUUGCCCAGAUUUCUAACCCACGGCUUCCAGUUGUCAAAGGUCAUGUACUUUCUUCGGUUACACUGUGCUGAUUUGUUCCAAGUGCAGAAGAAUUUUUAUACAAGACGAAUGCCUCGCAAGACGGAAAACGCGCUAGACGAAAGGGUUUUCCGUUUUUGAGUUGCUUCGCAGGACGAAUUUCCCUAUGGGCUUGCUUCGCAAGACGAAAAUGUCUUGCGAGUCUUGAGAUUUUUUUUCCGCUCCCCCCCCCUUUUUCUAAGCCGCUAAGCCGCGAAUAGCCUUUUAGCAGCUAAGCCGCUAAGCCGAUAAGCCUUUAAUAGCCGCUAAACCGCUAAUAGCGCUAAGCCGCUAAUAGGGUUGCUUCGCAAGACGAAAAAACCGCUAGACGAAGACACUCGCGGAACGGAUUAAUUUCGUCUUGCGAGGCACCACUGUAUUUUGUUAAGGGAAACUCAGAGAGUGAAAGAGGAAUGCCCCAGGUUUCAUACGGCCAUUGCUCAUAGGGAUAUCGAUUAACGCUCUUAAGGGCUUUCUUGGGAUUGAAGAUGUUGUGUUUCGUGGAGACCUCUGCUGCCAGAAGCAGUCUUCUUUGGGUCUGGCCUGCAUUCGUGCCUAAAACUCUUUGGAAAGGCCAAAAAAAUACCAGCAGCUUUUGAAAACCUAGCAGGGUUUCAGAGAAAGAGAUUGAUCAGAGGAAGAGAUUGAUCGUACCUUGGGUUAAGAACUUAAUUCGUUCCGGAGGUCCGCUCUUAACCUGAAACUGUUCUUAACCUGAAGCACAACUUUAGCUAAUGGGGCACCACUGCUGCACGAUUUCUAUUCUCAUCCUGAAGCAAAGUUCUUAACCUGAGGUACUAUUUCUGGGUUAGGGGAGUCUGUAACCUGAAGCGUCUGUAACCCGAGGUACCACUGUAUUUAGAGCAGCAGCUGCUUCUCAAGUCAGUGUUCAGAUACCUGGUGUUGACUCUGAAACGCUGCAGAAUAGCCUUGUCUGUUCCCAGUCCCAGGUAACGAAACAGCAUAGUAAUGUUCCAAUUGGCACUUGUCUUUUACGGCUGCCAGCUCAUGACUCCACUGCAAGAGCAGAAGCAGAGAAUGGGAGGAAGGGAGGGAGUGAAGCAACUCAGUAAUGUUGACCAGUGGACUCCCAUGCAUCACUUGGGAGAAGGGUAAAGAACUUAAUUAAAUAUGUGUAGAUGUAGCAGCGCCUGGUGAGCAUCUACAUCAUAGUCAGUCUAUGUCUAACUAUUAUAAACACUUUUUAAUAACUGCCAUAUUUGGGGGGGGAGGGUUAAAUAGCAGGGCCUGGCCUGCAGAUCAUUGGAGAGCUUGUGUGGUAUACUGAUUUGAGCUGAUGCAUACAGCCUUGUUUCAUUUUUAUCAGCUGAGCAAUGUGGUUGCCAAUUUCUGCAUUUCCCAUCUGCUCAGCAGAACCCGGAGCUCUCCUGGGUCAUGGGAACUGGGAGGCUCCCUCCCUUGUUGGAUUUGCGAAACGAGAUGAUCUGAUGGCGCUUUCCAGUUUUCAUAUCCAACAUACUAUGCAGUUCUCGGCCUGUAUGUUCACGCUGUCUCAUUUAUCUCUGCUGAUGGCUUGUUUAUUUCCCAUGAGUGGUGGUCAACUAAGUUUUGCUCACGAGUAGGUUUCUUGAAAUUGAUGGACCUAACGAGUCAUAUUCAUUCUUCUCAGUUGGUCUAUUCUGAGAAAAACGCAAGUUGAAUACAGUACACUCUCGGGUUAUGUUACUCUCGAGUAACGUAAACUUCGGGUUACAAAAGCAGCAGACUCAAAAUUAUUUUUCCACAGUAUUUCAUUUCAGGUUAUUGCGUCCCAAAGCAUCUUUAGCUGCAGGCAGAGAGAGAGAGAGAGAGAGAGAGAGAGUGUGUGUGUUUGGUUUUGAGUGGGAUGGGACCAGGACUACAGUUCACUUUGCUAGUUUCCUUUAGAUGAGCAGAAAUAAGUUACAGGAAACUCCAUAAAUGACCACCUCCUAAUUUUUCUGCUUAUUCUUUGGUACAUUUUUUCACAUAUAUUUUUUCCAUGCACUGUUAUUUUAGCUGCCAAUAUAUCAAGGGCGAGGAACCUGUAGUCCUGUCUGAAUGGCCACAGGUUCCCAACCUGUAAUAAGAGUAAUAUUACCACCGUAAUAAUAGUUUAUGAUCUAUUUAUUUUUUCUUCUUUGUUUUAUUUGACAAGCUGUCCUAGCAUAUUUAUUCAUCCCUGCUUCUUUUUUAUUUGCAGACCUAAAGAUUUUCGACCGGCGUAGCAGGAAGAGUGUGAAAGAAUGGGAACAGGAGCCUACAUGCUUCGUCUUCUAGAAGAUAAAAGCCAUCCAGCAUUUCACAGUUUAGUUAAUUGCAUAAAGCUUUAAUUGUCUGCUCUAAAGCAAACUUGAUUUUUUUUCAGGUUUAGGGCAGUAUUACUUCAUUUGUUUAUGCUUGGUAAUCCCCUUUUUCUUCCGUGGACGGGGGAACGGGGCUGACAAUAAAAAAUACUUUUCUGAAAUUAA